CGCAAGUGCGCAUGUCGGUAGUUAUCCACACAUGGCCGCGACCACGAGAUAGUAAAUCACCGGUAUUUUCUUACAUAAUGCACGAAUAGGUUGGGUUAAACUAAAUAGAUAUAUAGACAUUAGUUAGGUAUAUUUCUACAAAAUGGGGAAUUCAUCGUCUACAUCGACAGUUCCUCCGCCUUCCAGCUCCAGCAUACCAUCACCACCACCUGCAGCACCCUCACAACCUUCUAACUUGACACCACCACCGUCUGUAGUUACGUCAGAGAUAAAACCUCCAAAUGAAGUCAAAGAAGAAACAACCACUAAUCCAGGCACAUUUGAAGAGAUGCAUCGAAAGUGCAAAGAGCUUUUCCCUCAGACAUUUGAGGGUGGUAGAUUCCUUGUGUCAAAAGGGUUGAGCAGUCAUUUCCAAGUCAGUCACACGCUCACUAUGUCCCAGGUGUCACCACAAGAAUCAGGAUACAAGUUUGGUGCUACUUACAUAGGAACCAAACAGUACAGCCCCUCUGAGGCAUAUCCAGUAAUGAUGGGAGAUAUUGACCCAUCGUUGAAUUUAAAUGCACAUAUCAUACAUGCAUUCACUAGGAAAAUAAGAACCAAACUCCAGUCUUCGGUACAGGAGGGGAAAUUCAUGGGUCAAGGAUCAAUAGAUUACUUAGGGGAUGAUUUUACCUCAACUCUAACUCUAGGAAAUAUUGAUAUUUUGAACAAAACAGGUGUCAUUGUGGGCCAUUACCUACAGAGAGUGACCCCUAGUGUAGCUCUAGGAGCAGAAUUAGUGUAUCAGAGGGGACCCAGGGUUCCCGGAGGAGAAAUUACUGUCAUCUCAUUAGCUUCCAAAAUUACAGGUGAAAAUUGGCAAUUCACUGCCAACAUUUGCCCAUCAGCAGUUGCAGCACAUUGUUGCUAUUAUCAUAAAGUAAAUGAACAAUUGUCCAUUGGAGCAGAAGUAGAGACAAGUCUCAUGACACGAGAAAGUGUAGGGAAAGGUUGUUACCAGCUAGAAAUACCGAGUGGAAAUGCAAUUUUUAAAGGUUCUUUUGAUUCAAAUUGGACGGCAGAAGCUGUGUUAGAAAAGAAACUGAUGCCUUUACCAUUCACUUUACAGCUAAGUGCUACUGCUAACUUUGCUAAUGUUCAGAAAAGUCAAUAUAGGUUUGGAAUAGGUCUAGUUCUUGGCUGAGAGUUUUAACAAAGGAAAUUGACUGUGAUCUUAAGUGAAGUUCACCUUAUCAUUUAGGGGAAGGUGAGACUUUACAUUUACUGAUGUAUGCCUGGAGGGAAAGACAUUAGAAUUGUUUGUGGUGUGGUGGCCACUUGUUCUUCACCUUUAGAUAAGGGACAUCACUCCAGGCUAUUUGCUGAAUUUUUCUGUAUACUAAUUGAUGUUUAAUAGUGAAUGUCACUUAUAAGCUGGCAUUAUGCUGUACUUAGAAUGUGUGAUAAACAGGUAGCUGUGUGUGGCAUUUGUAUCAAACGUAUGAUGUUUAAUAAUAUAUGCAAUGUAGACCAUUAUGAUAAAAAGAUUCAAUUUUCUGUCAUAAACAAUAUCAUCAAAGGGUAUUUUAUACAAAAACCUUGAAUGUUUACAAAGGCAUUAAUAUUUGUCCUCUGUCAUUUCCAAAGGGUUGUUUAGAUAUUCAUGUUCAAUUUCAAGCAAGAUUUACCAAUGAUUACUUGGCAUAUUUUAAUUAUUAUCAUUAUUAAUAGAGGCAUUGCUUUGAAUCUUUGAUACAGAUGAAUGCAUUUAAUUGUAUUUAAUUAAUUGAUGAGACGACAUGUACAUUAUGCUAAACAGUAUUUUAUUCUACUGAUUAUACUUUUAGCUGGAAAACAAAGUGUUCAGAAUCUUCUUGGCAUUGUUUACUUUUAUCAGCACUGCCAUAUGACUUUCAUCACCAUCUACAUAUUUGCUGAUUAUUCACUGUGUCAUUAAAGAAAUUUUAAACCAGCA
Molecule: messenger RNA, 1957 nt
Organism: Saccostrea echinata
Lineage: Eukaryota; Metazoa; Mollusca; Bivalvia; Ostreida; Ostreidae
Product: mitochondrial import receptor subunit TOM40 homolog 1-like
Exons: 7
Coding region: 143-1186 (347 amino acids)
Biological process (GO): protein import into mitochondrial matrix
Cellular component (GO): mitochondrial outer membrane; mitochondrial outer membrane translocase complex
Molecular function (GO): transmembrane protein transporter activity
Source: RefSeq, a predicted model, not a curated record